Messenger RNA from Phyllostomus discolor (pale spear-nosed bat), 2042 nucleotides. RefSeq names its product interleukin 10 (gene IL10). Gene Ontology annotation, biological process: immune response. The record is from RefSeq and is a predicted model, not a curated record. Gene Ontology annotation, molecular function: cytokine activity. NCBI's taxonomy places the organism in Eukaryota, Metazoa, Chordata, Mammalia, Chiroptera, Phyllostomidae. The transcript is spliced from 5 exons. The coding region runs from base 598 to 1311 and encodes 237 amino acids. Gene Ontology annotation, cellular component: extracellular region.
GGUCAUGCUGACUGGCAGUUACCAAACUUAUGAAAGGAGUGAACUACUCUUACUUACUUCCCCAUAAGUCCUGGGACAGCCGAGGAGGUAGAGACGUGGUCCCAAGUGUCUCAGAGAACCCAGAGCCAGGGAAGAAGCCUGGAGCUCAUCCCACAUUCCUUUCCAUCCUGUGGGAGGUCAACAUCUUCAAGGGGCAGCCUUGGAACAGAAAAUGAGAGAAGCAUAAGGCAGCUUUCACUCAGGAAAUCUAAGGCCCUAAGAGUUGAGGUGACUCCCUAAUUCAGCAAGGAGAAGCCCUGAGUAUUCAACCCAGGUUAAAAAAGGGAUCCAAUUAUUUCUCAACCCCCGUAUACUCUGGAAUGGCCAAUUUGUCCACGUCACUAUGACCUAGGAGCACGUGAAGGGAACCCACAACUGUGGGCUUCUGCACACAGAACAGCUGUCCAUCCCAGGAAAUCAACUUUUUUUUUAUUAAGAGAAGCUGAAAAAUUAUUUUAAAAGAAGCAGCUAAUUCUAAAUAUAGCUGUAGUGCAGAAGUUCUUCAAUCAUCCUUUUUGCUUACGAUGCAAAAAAUUAGCACUUAACGAAGUUCAUCGAAUGCAAAGAGUGGUCUAUGGAAGGGAGGAGGAGCUUCGGUCAGGAAACAUGUGGGUUUUUUUUUUUAUGAAUGGGGACAAUAUAAAAGGGGACACAGAAGGUGAAGGUCUACACACCAGGGCCUUGCUCUUGCAAAACCAAACCACAAGGCCGACUCACAGGAGGCAGAGCACCACCAUGCCCAGCUCAGCACUUCUCUGUUGCCUGGUCUUCCUGGCCGGCGUGGGUGCCAGCCCAGGCCACAGCAGGCUAUCUGAGAACAACUGCAGUGACUUCCCAGCCAACCUGCCCAAUAUGCUUCGAGAGCUCCGCACUGCCUUCAGCAGGGUGAAGACUUUCUUUCAAAUGAAUGACCAGCUGGACAGCAUGCUGUUGAAUGGGUCCUUGCUGGAAGAUUUUAAGGGUUACCUGGGUUGCCAAGCCCUGUCAGAGAUGAUCCAGUUUUACCUGGAAGAGGUGAUGCCCCAGGCUGAGAGCCAGGGCCCAGACAUCAAGGAGCACGUGAACUCCCUCGGGGAAAAGCUGAAGACACUCAGGCUGAGGCUGCGGCGCUGUCAUCGCUUUCUGCCCUGUGAAAACAAGAGCAAAGCAGUGGAACAAGUGAAGAGUGCCUUUAGUAAGCUCGAAAAGAAAGGGGUCUACAAAGCCAUGAGUGAGUUUGACAUCUUCAUCAACUACAUAGAAGUCUACAUGACAAUGAAGAUGAAAAAAUGAAACAUCCUAAGGAACAAAACAUCCAGGAUGAUGACUCUACUGGACUCUAAGGAAUAAAUUCAAGAUCUCCAGAAUCGGAUCCAGGGUUCCAGGAGAGAUGGACCAGCUCCUUGGAGAACCCCAGAGUACCUCUCUCCUAGAAUAUUUAUUACCUCUGAUACCUCAACUCCCACUUCUAUUUAUUUCUGAGCUUCUCUGUGAACUAUUUAGAAAGAAGCCCAAUAUUAUAAUUUUUUCAAUAUUUAUUAUUUUCACCUGUGUUUAAGCUGUUUCCGUAGGGUAACACCUUAUGGUAUUUGAGUGUUUUAAGAGAAAUUGUAAGUUAUAUAAUGAAAAAAAUGUUUCUUGGGAAGCCAACAGAAGCUUCCAUUCUGAGCCUGACCAUAUUUUGUAGCUGUUGAGCUGUUUUCCCUGACCUCCCUCUAAUUUCUUUUGUCCCUGGGCCUGGGGCUCCCAGAGUGUUAUAAAGGUCUCCUCCUCUUAGGAAGAGAAACUAGGGAGCCCUUUGGUGACUACUAUCCCAGUGGCUCAAAGGGAUUUCCCUGACCUCAUUCCCCAACCACUUCAUUCUUAAAAGCUGUGGUCAGCUUGUUAUUUAUAACAACCUAAAAUUGGUUCUAAUAGAACUCAGUUUUAACUAGAAGCAGUUCAAUUCCUCUGGGAAUGUUACAUUGUUUGUCUGCCUUUGUAGCAGAUUUUAAUUUUGAAUAAAUAAAUGGGUUUUAUUAAAA